ACUUCGCUUCAGUCACUGUACAGAAACCAACCGGGAAUAGUCCCAACUUGCCAAGCCUGUAACAGGAAUAAUGUUUUGUGCUGUGAUUCUGGUUUAAUCUACAUUUCUACAUGGAAUGUCUUUGCUGAGCUCGUGGCUGACUCAUCUUACCUGGAUUUGCCUGAAACCAUGAAAUAUCAGGUUUCUUCUGGUGAUAAAGCUUGAAACGGAUGGCUGGAGACAGAAUAUCCUUUGUGGUUUAUGUCCUACUGCUGUGCCUGGUAACAGGCUAUGGAGUUUCAGGGACUAUCCUACAGGGACCAAGUGAUCUCACGUUACUCAGUGGUUCCAAUGCCACCUUUCAGUGCACCGUAGCACCAUCAUGGACAUCCCUCACGUGGAUUUAUCAGAAUGUUCAGAUUGUCAUCAUAAGUCCAAGAGAGGUCAAAGUUGACCCAAAUCAGAAUCUUGUUGUGCAAAACUUCACAAAUGCUGUCACAGGAGACUUUACUUCUAUAGUUACUUUUAUCAAUGUCAAGAAAAGUAACAGUGGACUAAUACAAUGCUACAGUCUAUCAUCCCUGAGUAAAGAGGCCAAUCUAUCUGUACAGGUUAAUGGAUCCUUGGACAUAGCCAAAAGAAGUCUCACGGUCAUCACAAAUUCCACUGUAGAUAUUUCAUGUAGAGCUGCAGGAUGGUUCCCCAUUCCGAAAAUAACAUGGACACUAAACCAUACAGUAGUAAAUUCUUCAGAAUAUACAACCACAUCUACAGCGACACAAGGCGACCUUUACAAUGUCAACAGUACUUUAAAACUAACUCUCCUCGGCAACACCAGCGUGACGUGCAUUGCCAGGAUAGAAGCAACAGAACAAAGUUCCACUGUGAAUAUUACAGCGACUGUUGCAGGUUCCAGAACAUUUGAUAAUACGGCCAUCAUCAUUGCUGCUACUGUUUCAGUGGGUUGCUUUCUGCUCAUCGUGCUCAUCAUCAUCGUGGUUCUAGUCUGUUGCCGUAAAGAGAAGCAGAGAGAAAUGAGUUACCAGAGCACUGCAUGGGCAGCUUCAGCAAAGACUUCCAGUGACCUGAGCUAUAAGCACAAUUACAACUAUGAUCCGGACUUUUCAGAAGUGCAACGUCCUUUACCAAGUCUUCCUUCUGUAACAAAUAGCACAGUAUCUCACCCAUAUGAAGUUCAUUUGGACACAGACUACUCACAGGUUCCGGGACAGAGGUGGAAUGACACAUUCCUCAAAAAGAUAAGACAUGUCACACAUGUAUAGCUGACCUUCCCGUUGAUGAUGAUGUAGAUCUCCACUACGUGGGACAAAGAAUUGAGGGUCAUAUAUACAUAUUCAUAUAAACCAGGGAUGAAGAUCCAGGUUCUUUGUUCUGGAACAUCAACAGAACACCGGUAAACUGUUCAGCAUUACCUCAAUGAGCCGACAGGAGGAUACAGGCAAAAUAUGGAACCUGAUCUAUGGGAGUGGGGGGUUCUGCUUUAAUCAGUCUCUAACCACUAUACCAAACUGGUUAAAAUAGAUAUGGGGUGCAUAUUACCAAGAAGUACCUUUCUAACUUGAUGAUGCAAUGCAGGACUACUAAACAGAAUGCCUAUUGAGGACUAAACAGAAUUGAAUGGUCUGUUGUUUGUAAGAAAAUAUCUAAUUGGUUGCUAUAGGCUACUUUUCUUAAAACUAGCAUAAUGUUAUUUUGAGAAGUGAAUAAAAAAUGUCCACUAA
Messenger RNA from Xenopus laevis (African clawed frog), 1721 nucleotides. RefSeq lists its product as uncharacterized. Lineage: Eukaryota; Metazoa; Chordata; Amphibia; Anura; Pipidae. Gene Ontology annotation, cellular component: cell surface; bicellular tight junction; membrane. The transcript has 9 exons. Gene Ontology annotation, biological process: cell-cell adhesion. The record is from RefSeq and is a predicted model, not a curated record. The coding region runs from base 210 to 1262 and encodes 350 amino acids.